AUGUCAAGCACCUCGCAGGUUCUUACAUGUAAAGCUGCCAUAUGCUGGGGAAUAGGACACCCGGUUACAGUGGAAGAGAUAGAAGUUGACCCACCAAAAGCAACUGAAGUUCGAGUUAAGAUGCUCACUGCCAGUAUUUGCCACACAGACAUAUCAAGCAUUCAAGGAUUCCCAUCUAUCAAUUUUCCUCUAGCACUUGGACACGAAGGAGUUGGGAUUGUAGAGAGUGUCGGUGAUCAAGUGACAACCUUUAAAGAGGGGGAUAUGGUAAUCCCAACAUAUAUAGGGGAGUGUCAAACAUGUGAGAAUUGUGUUUCAGGAAAAACCAAUUUAUGUCUGACAUAUCCUUUAAGAUUGACUGGUUUACUACCAGACAACACUUCAAGGAUGUCCAUCCGAGGACAGAGGCUACACUAUGUUUUAAGUUGUGCCACAUGGUCAGAAUACAUGGUUAGUGAUGUCAAUUACAUUUUAAAAGUUGAUCCAACCAUUGAUCCAGUCCAUGCCAGUUUCAUCUCAUGUGGGUUUUCAACUGGCUUUGGAGCUGUUUGGAAGGAAGCCAAGGUUGAAAGUGGAUCCUCUGUAGCUGUUUUUGGUCUUGGGGCUGUUGGAUUAGGGGCUGUAAGUGGAGCCAAAAUCAUGGGAGCAACUAAGAUAAUUGGAAUUGACAAAAAUGAGAAGAAGAGAGAAAAAGGAGAGGCUUGUGGAAUGACUCACUUUAUAAACCCUGGUGAUUCUGCUAAAUCUGUUUCAGAAUUGGUGAAGGAACUAAGUGGUGGAAUGGGUGUGGAUUAUUCCUUCGAGUGCACUGGAAUUGCCCCUCUACUUACUGAAUCAUUGGAAGCUACAAAAGUGGAAUUCCCUCUUCAAGAACUAUUCACCCAUGAGGUCCCUUUAGAAGAUAUUAACAAAGCAUUUGAACUAUUGAAAGAUCCAAACUGUGUAAAAGUUGCCAUCAAGAUGUGA
Sphenostylis stenocarpa is the source of this 966-nucleotide messenger RNA. The record is from the annotation of a GenBank genome assembly. Lineage: Eukaryota; Viridiplantae; Streptophyta; Magnoliopsida; Fabales; Fabaceae.